UGCCAGCCUCGGGGUGGGCAUGCCCUGGCAGGAUGCCUUUCCUCUUGGGUCUUAGACAGGAUAAGGAAGCCUGUGUGGGCACCAACAAUCAGAGCUACAUCUGUGACACAGGACACUGCUGUGGACAGUCUCAGUGCUGCAACUACUACUAUGAGCUCUGGUGGUUCUGGCUGGUGUGGACCGUGGUCAUCAUCCUGAGCUGCUGCUGCGUGUGCCACCACCGCCGCGCCAAGCACCGCCUGCAGGCCCAGCAGCGGCAGCACGAGAUCAACCUGAUCGCCUACCGCGAGGCCCACAGCUACUCGGCGCUACCGUUCUACUUCAGGUUUCUGCCAAACUACCUGCUACCUCCCUAUGAGGAAGUGGUGAACCGCCCUCCGACCCCGCCGCCACCAUACAGUGCCUUCCAGCUCCAGCAGCAGCAGCCGCCGCCACCGCCCCCACCCCCGCCGGGCGGCCCUGCAGGGGCCAGUCCCCCAGACGCCAGCCCCGUCGGCUCCCGGAGGGCUCCGGGCAGCCCCUUGUCGGGGCCCAGCAGGAGCAGCACACAACCCUCCAGCGUCACCGACCCCGAGCCCUCCAACCGGCCCGCCGACCCCGCGGCCGCCAAAGCCCCCUCGACGGGGCCGCUGGCGCUGCGCUCCAGGGCCUUGGCAGACCAGGAUUCCGUGCACCAGGAGGAGCCGCUGAAGGAUGGGCCCGGCGGCGCGCCCCCCGAUGGCAAGGAGAAGACGCCCGGGCGGCACCGGCGCUUCACCGCCCUGCCGGGGCUCCCCCGCCUGCCGCGGCCGCCCGCAGCCCUGCUGCUGAACACCAUCAGCGAGCAAGACUCGCCUGGCGCCCUGCGUGGCGGCUCGCCCAGCUAG
Molecule: messenger RNA, 866 nt
Organism: Carlito syrichta (Philippine tarsier)
Lineage: Eukaryota; Metazoa; Chordata; Mammalia; Primates; Tarsiidae
Product: WW domain binding protein 1 like
Exons: 5
Coding region: 33-866 (277 amino acids)
Source: RefSeq, a predicted model, not a curated record